AUGUACUACAUUGAAGAGUUGACUUCUAAAGCAAUGACCAUUGAACGCAAGAAGGUGCCGCCUAUUGUUCCGAAAAAGAACAGAGAACUCUCUCUGCGGGGGGACAAGAACGGAUCAGAAACUUUACAUCUAUCCAUUCCCGUGGGGCCAAUUACCCCCAGGAUACAAGAUAGAGAAACAACAGAGAAAGAGACACUGGAACGGCUCGUUGAGGAGAUAUCGCUGAACAGCGAGUAUGAACUCCCAAGACGUCACCGGAAUGAGCCGAAAGUGAUCAAGUUUGACGACAUAAUGGCAUCCAAUCGUGUACCGGCAAUUAAACCAACAAAACAUGCAAGUACAAGCAUUAAUACAAUCACUAAUACAACCACAAAACCGAAACCACAACCCAAGCCCAAGCCAGUCUUAGAAUCAUUGUUGCAACAGGAAAGUCCAGACAUUUACCCUAAACAAAAUGCAACACCACAAGACACUUUGUGGUUAAACCUGAAACCAAAACCACUAGUGAAACCAAAACCACCGGUAAAAACAAAGCCAGAGAUAAAGCCUAGCUUCCAUUGUAUCCAGCACCCUUUAUCAAAGACCUGUGUGGUUCCACCUCAAACACGUACAGAGAAAGAAACUCCGGCAUUUCUACAUAACGUUCUACAACAACACAUCGACUUACAGUCAAAGUCUGCACCUUUGCAAAUGGUCCCCCUGCCCGGAUUGGCCACUUCUGCAGUUUUCCCAAUUCCAGCAAAACCUUCACAGAGAGCUCACACCGUGGACAAUUCGUCGUUGGGAGUCACUCGUGGCAGAGGUAAGAAACUCACACAUCCAAACAAGACCCGUUCAAGAGGCCCUCGUAGGAGGUUACCAAAGAGUGUCUCCACGUCAGAGGGGGACAAGACAAGUGCAAAUGCACCUACAUACGCAGCCAAAUGUACAGAGACCCCUCUAUUGAGUCAGCCCCUGGGAAAGAAGAAACCCCCAGUCCCACCAAAGAAAAAAAUACAAAUCACUGUGUAA
Molecule: messenger RNA, 1011 nt
Organism: Pichia kudriavzevii
Lineage: Eukaryota; Fungi; Ascomycota; Pichiomycetes; Pichiales; Pichiaceae
Exons: 1
Coding region: 1-1011 (336 amino acids)
Source: RefSeq, a predicted model, not a curated record